AACACCGAAGAAGAACGAGAAUAACGGUUGGAAAAAAGCCUCGCGGUUGCGUUGCGGCGGGUAACUGAAGCUCGAGGUUGUUUGUUGUUGCCCUUGUUGUGGACAUUAGCAUCAAAUCGACGUCUGUUUUCUGUAAUGCGGAACACUAAUGUACUACCGACUGUUUUGUGUUUUCUUCAUUACCUUUAGUAAAGACCCAUCAGCCGUUUGUUUAAGGUGACUGCAGUAGAAAAUGACCACAUCACAGAAAUAUCAGAACACCAGAGUGUCAGCGGGUAACACCGAUAAAGAGUGGCUGACCCCGGCUGUGUCUGAGAAGUUCCAGAGCCGGUUUGGAUGGCGUCCCGGGACAGCUGACAGCGGGGACACUGGACUGGGUAACUCGGACAACACUGAAGAUUUCUGCAGCACCGGCAGCAGUCCGUCCUUCCAGCCCAUCCGCAGUCAGAUUCCCAUCCCCACCGCCCAUGUCAUGCCUUCCACGGCCGGAGCUCUGGCCUCCAAGCUCAAGCCACGCACCUUUGAUGAGGCCCGUGCGUCCUCCAGCUCGUCCAGCUCCAAAUCGUCCCUCUCCAAAUCCGCAUCCUCGCCCAACCUGGACGCUCAACAUGAGGAAAAUUUAGACGUGAUCGCAGUUAAACCUGACUGCCUGAGUCGAUAUCGCAGUCUAGUGAACGGCCUGGACCACUCGCUGUUUCCGUCCGGAGAUCAGACACGACUGGAUGAAGGCCACAAGUUUGACGUACCUGCCAUGGAGCCUACGCUAAAUCAGUCGGCUCUGCUCGCGGGCCUUACCCCUGAUGUACGACAGCAGCUGCAAAUGACAGGACUUACGGACAAUACCGGCUCGCUGGAACAGACCUAUAAAGUCCUACCAGAAGCUAGGAUGGGUCUUGGCUGUCCUACAGACCCUUACGGCCAAAGGAACGUUCAUACAUGUUCGGGUGCCUCUGCCAGGAUGUUUUCAGUACCUCAGGGCCUACAAACUCAACCCGGCACCGGAGCGUACGAUCCUUUACUGCAGGAACGCUGCAGUGAGCUUGCCAACUGGCAGCAGCAGAAGCAGAAACUCGAGAGUCUGCGUCUGCAGGUGGAACAAAUGCAGUUGAUGACAGGGGGAGGUGGGCAAUAUGCCUCCCUUUAUUCAUCGGCUCCUCACAUAGAAAAUGGCAACUGGGAGGCUAUGAUCAAAGCAAAUGAGAACUUGCUGAAAGAGAAAGAUCUCACCAUUGAAAGGCAGAAGCAGCAGAUGUCUCAGCUGGAGCAGCGUCUCAGGGAGAGCGAGCUGCAGGUGCACAGCGCUGUCAUGGGACGUGGAGCUCCUUUCACCGACGUGUGUCUUUUGAGACUCCAGGAGGCCCAGCGGGAAAACGCCUUUUUGCGAGCCCAGUUUGCCGAGCGCAGCGACUGCUUUACCAAGGACAAAAUGGAAGCGGACCGUAGACUGGCUGGUGUGGAGGUGGAGACGCAACGUCUGAACGAGAUCUUAAAAGAGAGCGUUGAGAAACACUCGGAGGAGCUAAAGAAACAAGAAGAGAGGAUACGCAGUCGGGACAAGCACAUUAACAGCCUGAAAAAGAAGUGCCAGAAGGAAUCGGAUCAGAACAGAGAGAAGCAGCAGCGGAUCGAGACUCUUGAGCGAUAUCUGGCUGACCUCCCUACAAUGGAAGACUAUCAGGCUCAGCACAAAAAGCUGGAGGAGGUGGAGGAGAGGGCCGCUCAGCUGCAGGCCACUGUUAGAGAUCUGGAGGUCCAGCUGGAGGAGUCCCGCAGUGCUGUACGCAGCAAAGACACCCAACUGGAAGAACAGAGACGCAAGGAAAAAGAACUACUUACAACAGUCACCUGUCUCCAAAACAGGGUGAAGGAGAGCCUCGAGGACGGGGUGAGAUUGCCGUCCCUCGACAUUGAGAAGCUUCGAGAAGAAAACGCUACUUUAAAAGAAGACCAACAGCGACUUAAAAAGGUUAUAGAAAAGCAACUCAGAAUAAUGGAACAGCUGGGCUCACAAAUCAGGACUCUGGAGGAGCAGAUCUCUCAGGAGGAGUGCAGUAGUCAGGCACUGCGAGAGGAGGUGGCCGAGAAAGAGGAGAGUCUGCUACAGUUACAUGCUGCUAUGAAGGAGCUCUCAGCGCACAACCAGGAGUUGAUGGAGCACAAUCUGACGUUACAGGAGCGUCUACAGGGUGUGGAGUCGACCGGUCUGCCUGAUUCAAAUGCUCCUUUGCUUCCCGGGGGGGCUCGGCUGACUCAGGGGCUGUAUGAAGAGAUGGCUGCCUGCCUGUGUGACCUCCGCUCUCUCUGCAACGUCCUCACCCAGAGGGCACAAGGCCGUGACCCAAACCUCUCAAUGCUGCUCGGCAUUGCCACACCUCCACCAGUAGCAGACCAGCAGUGGGAGGAUUGGAUCAGUCCUGAGGGCCUGCAGAAGAAGCUUCUAGAAGCUCAGCAACUUCGUCGAGACGUCGAGGACCUGAGAACCACCGUUUCUGACCGUUAUGCUCAGGACAUGGGUGAAAACUGCAUAACUCAGUGAGCACGGACAAUACAGAGCUUGUGCUCAUUAAUGGUAACCACAGUGCCUUUUCUUAAGACGUUGAAAAACACUAAAACAAGUCUUCCUCAAGAAGGACCUGAAAACACUAAGGACACUAAUCUCAUAAAUUAGAUGUCUAUUUUUAUACAAACGUUAUUUUUCUAAAAUUUCAAAUGUUUUUGUGCAAUGGAAAGCAAAUGAUUUAAUAUAAACCUUUCCAUGUAUUUGGGAAUGCCUGUGAUGAAGUUGACAAUCAACUGGAAUAUUUAAUAUUUUCGUGUUAAGAAUUACAACUACUGUGCCAUGUUUUUUUUUUUAAAUGGUUAAGUAUAGUGUGAGGGCAAAUUGUAAGCAAUAUUAGAUCCUCUGGCUGUUUAAGUAAACACACAUUUAUUGUAAAACAAUAGUAGCGUAGAACUGAAUAAAUCAAAUAUAACAUUCCUUUAUAUUUAACAUAUACAAAAGUUAAUUUGCUCAAAGUUUGUUCAGACAGUUUUAUGUAGACUAAUAAACAAUGACAUUUUAAAGCAGGACGAUGCAACAAGGGUUUGUUAAAACUAAUUACAUUUUUUACAAAAGUCAAUAGGUUGAGCUUGUCCUGGACAUUUAUCAAAAAUGUUUUAAUAGACGGUUGUGGUUUGUUAUGAUUGAAUGCCAAUAAAUGUUUGGAUUUCCAGAAUAAAUAUCUAAAAAGACAACCAAAAUUCUUAAAUGAAGCAAAAUGACCGAAGAUACUAAGCUGUUUUUUCUAAAGAAAAUUAUGAAAAUCAACAAGUCAAAAAUCUGCCAGUGGGGAAAGAAAAGUUAACUUGAUUUAAGUUUAAAUUAAGUUAAAACUCAUAUAUUUUUCUUACCCCACUGGUGAGUAUCAUUGCCUGUUUUGCAGAAAAACUCACUUGCUUUUCAUAAUUUAUUUCAUAAAACAAAACUUGGCUUCAUAGGUCAUUUUGCUUCACAAGUAAAUACAUCUUGAUACAAGAAUUUUUUUAUAUUUAUACUGGAAAAUAGUCAAAAAUAGUGAGAUUUUUCUGCAGAGUUUAGGUUUAUCAGUAUUUAAGCAGUUCAUUUUUAACUGGUUGUUCUUUGUAUCUCAAAGCAUUAACAAAGUAUUUUUUUUUUUAAAUGGUAGCUAGAAGUGGUGGUUUUGCAAAUAUGUGCUUAACGAUUUUGCUUGUACAUGUGGGUUACAAUGCACUCUCAUGUUAGUUAUCAUAUUUGCUGUCUGGUUCUUCAUGUACGUCAGAUGUAUAAUAAUAAUAAUAAUAGAAAGUAACUUAUGCAGUCCAGACAAAGCCAACACAUGAAGCUAAUAAUGUAUUAGUAAGUGCAUUGUCAGUCAAUAUCGACACCAUGUGCCUUAUCUAAAUAGUCUAUAAUGCUGUACAAAUAUAUUUUAUUGUAUUGUAGCACGUACAGUCAUUAUUUUUUUUUCUCAUCUAAUGUACAACUGUCCAAGUAUCAGAAUUCUGUUAACAAAAUGGGACCUGAUUUAUUGUGAGGUGAAUUUGAUCAUCUUUGGUCCAGAAACAUCACUACCUUGUGUGAACAUUAAUAUAUGGAUGCAUUAAACCUUUAACAUCUCUUUCAGGUUGAACACUAAACCAGCCAAACAUUGUAAGCCAGAAUGUUUAAAGUAACACUAAAAAUGUAUACAUUAUAGACAUUUCCAUAAGGUGACUGGCUUUUUAGUAAUAAAGAUUUGUUUUGGAGAACCAUA
Molecule: messenger RNA, 4253 nt
Organism: Paramisgurnus dabryanus
Lineage: Eukaryota; Metazoa; Chordata; Actinopteri; Cypriniformes; Cobitidae
Gene: cep85
Product: centrosomal protein 85
Cellular component (GO): centrosome
Source: RefSeq, a predicted model, not a curated record